AUGGGCCCGAAGAAGAAGAAGACGAAGCCGACUGCGAAUCCGAGUCGGGGAUUUGCUACUACGUCGAUCGCCUCAAAGCCGAGAGCUGAGAACCCGGUGAACGAGCCGGUGGUGGCUGCAAGCCCUGCUGGCGACGGCAAACCCGCUGCCCCUCCCACCUCCGCCUCUCGCAACCCGAAUGCCCCGCCAUCCAAUCCCGCCGCCGACGCAAAGUCCCAAAAUCCGCAGCAAAAUGCCGCGUUGAGCCCAGAAGAAUUCGAGAGGCAGCUGGAGGAGUCAGAGCUGCAGCUUCUCGUCGAAAAAUACGCACAGAAAGCCAAGAACGACGCCCAGCGCUACUGGGCCAAGCUCGAGACCGACCGUCGGUUGCUUCGCGGACAGGCAGAGGCCCUCAACACGAGGAAAUGGCUGCCCCAGGAGCUCAUGGACCAGAUCUUGGACCUGAUACAGGCCGAAAGCCGCUUUGGUUCGUCCCCGGCGUCGGAAAAUACCACCGCCAACGGAGGCAAACUACUCCCCGAGGAAGACCUGGUUAUUAAGCUGUGGAUCCUACAGCAGACCUUGGCCAACACCGCAUUCCCCGACGACAAGGUUCAAGGUGCGCUGCAGUAUGUGCUGGACGUUGCCCCAAGCAUCAAUGGCGUCGCUAAGGAUAGUGUAUGGGGGUUGGAAGACGCGCUGGACUGGCUCGCUCGCGAAUGCACGAGGGACGAGUUACAUGACUACGACUACAGGGGCAAGAUCGCCAAGUCCCGAGCCGAUACCCCAGCGGACAGCCCCUUGCCCUCGGGCGUGAAUACGCCUCUUCUCUUGGAAGUCAACGCCGCACAGAAACCGCUCAGCUCCAAGAAUAGGCCCGCAGGUCUGAGAACGCCGAAUUCCAAGAAGCUUUCCGUCGUUUGCGACGACGAUUUCGAGCCCGAUGAGCUAAUCCCAGCCUAUCUCGACGCCAAGGCUAAGCUCUUCCAGCUUCAACGACCCCGGCAGGCUAGCAAAAGGGGGAAGUCGGCGAAGAGCUCGGCAUCAAGCGGUGCCAAAACCCCCGCCGCGGAAGCGCCGCCGGAGGAUCUAGAAGAAGCCAAGUUGCUAGCCAAGAUCGACAAGAUUGAGCAGGACAUCCUUUUUGAUAGGGCUUCCGCUGAGCAGCAAUGGCGUGCGGGUAAUAUACGACUGGAGAGGGAAUACACAGCCACGAAACAGGCCGAGGCGCAUGCCAAGAAAGAAGAGAAGGCGCAGCAGUUAGACGGCGACGGCGACGACGACGACGACGACGGCGUCACCAAAGAAGCCGAGAGAAUUGCUGCAGAGAUCCUGCGACAAAAUGACGACGAUGAUGAUGAUGACUUUCUCUCCGAUCUUUUCGCCGAUCUCCCAGUCCGAGAGACGGACGAUGUCACGGGGGAGACUCGCACGGUAAUCAACGGAGCAGACGGUAUCAAGGUUACGAUUCGUGACUUCGGCAAGCCUGCCGGGUUCAGCCCAGUGCGGAUUUUGGAGGAAACUUGCCGCUCCAGGGAUUCCGGGGUAAAAAUACAAUAUAUGAUGGUAUCUCAAACAACUUUUUCAUACCGUCACCUUGUAUCUAUCCAGUGGUCUAAACCCCAGGAGACUAUCCCGGCUCCCGAUAUUCCGUCUAUCGAGAGCGCCAUAUCCCCUCAGCAAUAUGUUUUCCGGAUGGUCUCGGUCGCGACGCCCGAUGCAAACCAAUCUGAGGCUUACGUCGCUACCUUGGCUCUUUUUAUCAUAUUUAAUUCCACAAGGGAAGAGAAGGCCUCCAUGAAACUUCCCCCGGCCUGGAGAGAGCUAUGGUCGGAACUUGCAGAGAGUAAGAAAAGUCGGGAAGACGCCGUCGACCGCUUGGCUAUCAAGGACCUUCGCGCAAUAGUUCGGCAGAAGCACGACCAAGAACUCGAAGACGGCGUCCUCCUUCAGGGUGCUUUCAGGGGCCGCGCCGCGCAGCGCAGCGCAAACGAAGCAGGUGACGAACCCACCACUGAUAGAGGAAAUGCUAGCGGGCUUGGUCCCGACUAUUUUCAAAAGAUCUGGGCCGAUAAGUCGAGCACUCCGAGAUUCCAAGCUAUGCUGCAAUCCCGAAUGCAGUUACCAAUGUGGCACUUUAGGGAUCAGGUUCUUGACGCCGUCGAGCGCGAACAGGUGGUCAUCAUCUGCGGAGAAACGGGCUGUGGCAAGAGCACACAAGUGCCGUCGUUCCUUUUAGAACACCAGCUUUCCCAAGGUCGUCCGUGCAAGGUAUACUGCACGCAGCCUCGACGAAUAUCAGCCGUCUCGCUGGCUCGUCGUGUCAGCGAAGAACUCGGCGAGGGGAGAGGCGAUUUGGGCACACCGCGGUCUCUGGUGGGCUAUUCCAUCCGCCUGGAGUCGAAUACGUCCAAGGAGACGCGGCUCGUCUAUGCUACGACGGGGAUAGUGAUGAGGAUGUUGGAAGGUUCCAACGACCUCCGCGAGAUCACCCACCUCGUCCUCGACGAAGUCCACGAACGAUCAAUCGACUCUGACUUCCUUCUCAUCGUACUCAAGAAGCUGCUCGUGCGCAGAAAAGACCUCAAGGUUAUCCUCAUGUCUGCAACUGUCGAUGCCGAGAGGUUUUCAAACUAUUUAGGGCGGGCCCCGAUACUGAACGUUCCCGGACGCACAUUUCCGGUGCAGGUUAGAUAUCUAGAGGAUGCUCUCGAGGCUACUGGUUACGUACCUGAUCAGCACGACCACGAGCAGACGAUAGACUUGGACGACGACCCAGCCGAGGCUGACGCUGAGUCUUCGAGCAAAGCUACUACGGCUGCUGUCAAAGAACUCCGCCAGUACUCGACCAGGACUCGCAAUACCCUCGCCCAGUUUGACGAAUAUCAGAUAGAUUUUGAGCUCAUUGUGCAACUCAUCGGUCGUAUAUCGGUUGACCCGGGCUACAUCAACUACAGCAAGGCAAUUCUCGUCUUCCUUCCCGGUAUUGCUGAGAUCCGGACCCUAAACGACACAUUGCUUGGGGAGCCUUUCUUCCAAAGAGGCUGGGAGAUAUUCCCCCUUCACUCCACCAUCGCUACCGAGGAUCAGGAGCGAGCUUUUCUCGUUCCGCCUGCUGGAACGAGGAAGAUCGUGCUGGCGACAAAUAUCGCCGAAACGGGUAUAACUAUCCCUGACGUAACGUGCGUCAUCGAUAGCGGGAAGCACCGCGAAAUGAGGUUUGACGAGAGGAGACAGCUGUCGCGCCUCAUCGACACUUUCAUAUCGAGAGCUAACGCGAAGCAACGACGCGGCCGAGCGGGGCGUGUCCAGGAGGGUCUCUGCUUCCACCUCUUCACGAAAUACCGCCACGAUAACCUCAUGACCGAUCAGCAGACGCCAGAGAUGCUACGGCUCUCCCUGCAAGACCUAGCCAUGCGCGUCAAGGUCUGCAAGAUCGGCGGCAUAGAGGAGACGCUAGGGGAGGCCCUGGAUGCGCCAUCGGCAAAGAACAUCCGCCGAGCCGUCGACGCGCUCGUCGACGUGCGAGCUCUAACCAAUUCCGAAGAGCUUACUCCACUAGGCUACCAGCUGGCGAGACUGCCUUUAGACGUAUUCCUCGGCAAGCUCAUCCUCCAAGGCGCAAUCUUCAAAUGCCUCGACAUGGCCAUUACUGUAGCCGCCAUUCUAUCUUCCAAGUCGCCUUUCGCUGCGCCGUUUGGCCAGCGAAACCAGGCGGAUCAAGUGCGACGGGCAUUCAAGAGAGGUGAUUCUGAUCUGCUCACGGUAUACAACGCGUACCUGGGCUGGAAGAAGGUGUGCCAGGCGUCCAACAACAACGACUUCCAAUACUGCAAGAAGAACUUCCUCUCGGCACAAACGCUCUCCAACAUCGAAGACCUCAAGGGGCAGCUCCUCGUGUCGCUGGUGGACGCGGGAUUCCUCCUGCUCACAGACGAGGAGAGGCGGACGCUUAGCCGCCUGCGCCAUUCCGGCCGACGACGCCAGUUCUACGAGCUCCCGCAGCGCGUCAACAUCAACAGCGAUAACGACGUGAUCGCGGCAUCGGUGAUCGCGUGGAGCUUCUACCCCAAGCUGCUAGUGCGCGAGGGCAAGGGCUUCCGCAACGUCGGGAACAACCAGAGCAUCAGCCUCCACCCCACCAGCGUCAACAAGGGGAACAUGGAGCUGCGGUGGCUGUCGUACUACCACAUCAUGAAGUCCAAACAGUUCUUCAACGCCCACGAAACCACGGCUGUCGAGAACUUCGCCAUCGCCCUUCUCUGCGGCGAGGUACGCGUAGAUAUGUACGCCGGCGUUAUCGUGCUCGACGGCCACCGCGCGCGCUUCAGCGUGCCGGACUGGAAGACGCUGCUAGUGAUCAAGGUGCUGCGGGCGCGGCUGCGCGACCUGCUGACGCGGUCCUUCCGCCGGCCCGGCAAGCUACUGACGGCGCAACAGGAGCGGUGGCUCGACGUGUGGCAGCGGGUCUUCAGCCAAGACCUCAGCAAGGCCUAG
Messenger RNA from Durotheca rogersii, 4476 nucleotides. RefSeq names its product P-loop containing nucleoside triphosphate hydrolase protein. The coding region runs from base 1 to 4476 and encodes 1491 amino acids. Lineage: Eukaryota; Fungi; Ascomycota; Sordariomycetes; Xylariales; Xylariaceae. The record is from RefSeq and is a predicted model, not a curated record. Gene Ontology annotation, cellular component: intracellular anatomical structure. The transcript is spliced from 6 exons. Gene Ontology annotation, molecular function: ATP binding; RNA binding.